AUGGCGAGGCCCCGGGAGUUCGAGCUUAGGAGGGCUGCCGCCGUCCGGGCCUUCACGCCCCAGAAGUUUCGUCAGGAGUGGGAGCUGUUCUGGGAGCUGGUGGACCCGGUCUUCGAUGGGUUGGAGAAGACGACGGAGGAUCUGCUGCAAUGGAAAAAUCCCGUGCAGAGCCUGUCGGUGAUGACCGGGCUGCUCUUGGUGGCCUACCACGACCUCGUCCGCUACGCGAUACCGCUGGCGCUGCUCGCCAACGUCGCGUACAUCUACGCCCAGGAAGAAAAAAAAGGAACAGCAGUACAUGCGUCUGCGGUUGGAUGGUCUCGCGCCCUCCGGCGUCUCCCUGAGUAG
This is a messenger RNA of Ectocarpus siliculosus, 348 nucleotides long. The record is from the annotation of a GenBank genome assembly. Lineage: Eukaryota; Phaeophyceae; Ectocarpales; Ectocarpaceae.